Penicillium crustosum is the source of this 327-nucleotide messenger RNA. RefSeq lists its product as uncharacterized. The transcript has 3 exons. The record is from RefSeq and is a predicted model, not a curated record. The coding region runs from base 1 to 327 and encodes 108 amino acids. Lineage: Eukaryota; Fungi; Ascomycota; Eurotiomycetes; Eurotiales; Aspergillaceae.
AUGGCACAGUUUGAAAUCAAAGAAGAUGCUGGUGAUAUCGAGUCUUCCAUCCAAGGCUCGAUGAAGGAGGGUACCGAGACUGCCAUUACACCUGUACUCGCAAAGAGCUUCAAUCUCUUCAGUGCUUGCGCUACUGGAAUCACUACCGGAAAUGCUUGGGCAGUUCUGGGAGGCGGAAUUAUUGCCUCUCUUUACAAUGGUGGACCACCUGGUAUAAUAUACGAAUUCGCCACUGCCUCCUUUUUCUAUUGCUUCAUUGCUGCGUCAAUUGCCGAGCUUGCUUCCGCCAUUCCAGCAUCCGGGGAGUCUACCACUGGGCUACUAUAA